CUGCCGAGAUGAGAGUUAUACCUCACCAGCGCUCCUGGCUUCCCACCUCAGGACAAGUCCUUGCAGGGCAGCUAGAAAGCUCCGCCUCUUGGCCUUCCCUUCUCUUGGGCUAGUCACACAUCCCUCAGGUGUUUUUCUUGCCUAACAACCACUUGUCUCGGCUUUUUUCCUCCUUUCUUCAGGAGGAGAAGGAGCUCUUCUCCAAACACCAAGGGAGGAAGAAAAUCCCGGGCAGAGGGAGAUUCUGCUGAACUGGAGCCCUGCUCUUUUGCGCUCUCUCUCUCUGUGUGUGGAUUUGUGGUUUUGUGGCUUGGGUGAGCUGCUCAGGCAACAGAGAGAGAGAGAGAGAGAGAGAGAGGGUGUCCCUCUCUCUCUCUUUCUGUGCUGCAGUUUCUUCCUGAACUGAGAGAGGGGGAGGAAAGCGAGGCGUGUGUGGGAGAGCUGCGAGCAGUGAAGGUUUGGUUGCUAAUGUGCACCACUAAGAGCUUUGGGGUGUUUGGCAGGAGACUGGGGGCUCUGAAGGGUUGCUUUGCUCUUCUCUCUCUCUCUCUCUCUCUCUCCUGUGUUUCCAUGAUCCAAUCAGCUCCCAAAGGAGGCAAAGGAAGCAGUUCUGCUCCUGUAUGAAGAAGUGAUUCAGCAGCUCAGCUCGCCUCCUUCCUUUCUGGAAAAGGGAAGGCAGGAAAGGGAUUGGAUUUGUAUUGGUGGACUCGACAGCAUGGCCCAGAGCCUGGGGACCCCAGGCUGCCCUGUCCCCUGACGACUCUUGCGCCCUGAGCCACGCCCGAGUUGGCAAGGCAGCCCUAAGUUUCUUCUUCUCCAAGGAGAAAGCAUCCUGUUUGCUCGGUGCCAUGUCCGGAGGCAUGAAGUUCAACGGGUACAUGAAGGUGCGCAUUGGGGAGGCGGUGGGGCUCCAGCCCACCCGCUGGUCGCUCAGGCACUCGCUCUUCAAGAAGGGACACCAGCUGUUGGACCCCUACAUCACGGUGAGCGUGGACCAGGUGCGUGUGGGGCAAACAACGACCAAGCAGAAGACCAACAGGCCAACCUACAAUGAGGAGUUCGGCACAGCUGUCAACGAUGGGCGUCAGCUGGAGCUGGCGGUCUUCCAUGGCACCCCCAUUGGCUACGAUGACUUUGUGGCCAAUUGCACGGUGCACUUCCACGACCUGCUCCACAGCACUGGGUCAUCGGACAGCUUUGAAGGCUGGGUGGACCUGGAACCAGAAGGGAAAGUGUUUGUUGCGAUAACCCUCUCUGGAAGCUUUACUGAAGGAACUCUCCAGAGGGACAGAAUUUUUAAGCACUUUACCCGGAAACGCCAACGGGCAAUGCGAAGGCGGGUUCAUCAAGUCAAUGGUCACAAGUUUAUGGCUACCUAUUUGCGCCAACCAACAUAUUGCUCGCACUGUCGUGAAUUUAUCUGGGGAGUAUUUGGGAAGCAGGGAUACCAGUGCCAAGUUUGCACGUGUGUUGUACACAAGCGUUGCCACCAUCUCAUUGUUACAGCUUGCACAUGCCAGAACAAUAGUAACAAGGCAGACACAAAGAUUUCUGAGCAGAGAUUUGGAAUCAACAUCCCCCACAAAUUCAGGAUCCACAAUUACAAAGUGCCAACCUUCUGCGACCACUGUGGAUCCUUGCUCUGGGGCAUCAUGCGGCAAGGACUGCAGUGCAAAAUAUGUAAAAUGAAUGUACAUAUACGAUGUGAAGUGAACGUAGCACCCAAUUGUGGGGUGAAUGCUGCAGAGCUGGCCAAGACACUGGCAUGUAUGGGCCUGCAGCCAGGAAAUAUUUCUCCGAAUGGGAAACUGGUCUCCAGGGCAACGCUGAGGCGCCAGAAAAAAGAGAGUGCAAAGGACGGCAAUGGUGUAGCUGAAGUCUCAGCGAGCAGGCUCAAAAUCGAGGAUUUACUAUUCAUCCGAGUUCUGGGAAAGGGCAGCUUCGGAAAGGUGAUGCUGGCUAAAACAAAGCAGACAGGAUAUCUUUAUGCCAUCAAAGUGCUGAAGAAAGACGUGAUUCUCCAAGAUGACGACGUGGAAUGCACCCUGACUGAGAAGCGGAUCCUAACCCUCGCAAGGAACCAUCCAUUUCUGACCCAGCUCUAUUGCUGCUUUCAGACACCUGAUCGCCUCUUCUUUGUCAUGGAGUUUGUGAAUGGAGGUGACUUGAUGUUCCACAUCCAGAAAUCCCGUCGCUUCGAUGAAGCCAGAGCCCGAUUUUACGCCGCAGAAAUCAUUUCGGCCCUCAUGUUCCUCCACGAGAAAGGCAUCAUUUACAGGGAUUUGAAGCUGGAUAACGUGCUGCUAGAUCACGAGGGACACUGCAAGCUGGCAGAUUUUGGGAUGUGCAAAGAAGGAAUCCGUGAUGGGGUCACCACAGCGACAUUCUGCGGAACGCCCGACUAUAUCGCCCCAGAGAUUUUACAAGAGAUGCUUUAUGGUCCUGAUGUUGACUGGUGGGCAAUGGGAGUGCUACUCUAUGAGAUGCUCUGUGGCCACGCCCCCUUUGAAGCUGAAAAUGAGGAUGACCUCUUUGAGGCCAUCCUCAACGAUGAAAUCGCCUAUCCAUCUUGGCUCCAGGAAGAUGCCGUGACGAUCUUGAAGGCCUUCAUGACCAAGAACCCCAAAAUGCGCCUUGGUAAUAGUGCAUUGGGUGGAGAGACAGCGAUCCUCUUGCACCCAUAUUUUAAGGAACUGGAUUGGGACCUGCUGAACCAGCGCCAAAUAGAACCACCUUUCCGCCCUCGAAUUAAAUCAAAAGAAGAUGUGAGCAACUUUGAUCCUGAAUUUUUAAAAGAAGAGCCUAUCUUAACCCCCAUUGAAGAAGGAAUUCUUUCCAUGAUCAAUCAAGAGGAAUUUAAAAACUUUUCUUAUACGGACCCAGAAUUAGAGCCUUAGCCACGUCUGCAGGUGCUGACCGGCCUCUUCACCUGAUGCAGAGGAAGAGGUGCAAUUUAGGAUUGCCUGAAAAUUUGUUCAGCUAGAAUAUCCAACACAGACAGCCUUGUGUUCAUGCCUCACGUACAAGAGGAACACAGUUCAUUUAAUGUUGGAGCAGAGGGACUGUCUUGGAAUUUUUGAAGCAACCAGAACAAAUAUUUAUAGCACGGCCGACAAAUCUACUUCAGUGAAUGGAUGAUGUGGAAAGAGGAAUUUAGUUGAGCUCAUUGGCUCAGGACAGCUGUCUGGAAGUGCUGGAAAGAUGCAAUCAGCCCUGAGCCCAAAUGAUAUUUAUACAGUGCUGACUUCCUGCAAAGCUUCUCUUGAAAGCACCUUCUGGAGACAGGGUGGCAAAAAGAGGGUUGAACUGUAUCUAGGGAAAGCAUCGCAUAUGGCUCUACCUUACUUGAAAAACAUAUAGUAUACAGUUCUUCCUCCAUCUGGGCAAAAAUGGGCCUCUGAAAUGUUUUGGGCUUCCAUUUAAAGAGAUAUUUCAUUGCCAGAAGCAAUUAAAAAAAAAAGCCUGCAAGGCAAGAAACCCUUCCAUGCAGAGGCCCCAAUCCAACCUCAGUCAUGAUUUGUUGUAUGCAAGUGCUGGCCCCAGAUGGGAUUGUACUAUCCUUAUUUCCGUCAGAUGCAUCCAAUCAAGUAAAAUGAGGAAAGAGAAGCCUCACAAUGUGCUUUCAUAUUUUUGUGUGUGUGUGUCUGUGUGUGUGUGAAUCUUCCUUGCUAAAACGGGGAGUAAAAAUGUAUGUGGAUGUUUUUAACAGAGUGAGACCACCUGCUACCUCUGUGUGUUGUUAUUCAUAAGAUGAGGGGAAAUUUAUUUCCUGUGUUUGUCAAAUACUGAGAUGAUCUGGGGCUCACUAUGUGUUUCCCCCCUAUCCUCAGUGUACCUUUCCUGUUUAAAACAGACCGUGUAAAGCACUCUCUGCCUUUUACCUCAAAGGCCAUUUUUACUUUGAUUCCCUUUAAAAAUGGAUGUUUUAUUUUGGGUUCAUUAAAAUAAAAAGAGUCAAAAUGG
This is a messenger RNA of Rhineura floridana, 3963 nucleotides long. It is a transcript of the gene PRKCH, whose product is annotated as protein kinase C eta. The transcript is spliced from 14 exons. Lineage: Eukaryota; Metazoa; Chordata; Lepidosauria; Squamata; Rhineuridae. The record is from RefSeq and is a predicted model, not a curated record. Gene Ontology annotation, biological process: protein phosphorylation. Bases 849 to 2897 code for a protein of 682 amino acids. Gene Ontology annotation, molecular function: diacylglycerol-dependent serine/threonine kinase activity; ATP binding.